Molecule: messenger RNA, 1084 nt
Organism: Boleophthalmus pectinirostris (great blue-spotted mudskipper)
Lineage: Eukaryota; Metazoa; Chordata; Actinopteri; Gobiiformes; Gobiidae
Product: troponin T, fast skeletal muscle isoforms-like
Exons: 14
Coding region: 13-996 (327 amino acids)
Biological process (GO): sarcomere organization; muscle contraction; regulation of muscle contraction
Cellular component (GO): troponin complex
Molecular function (GO): troponin I binding; tropomyosin binding; troponin C binding
Source: RefSeq, a predicted model, not a curated record
AUCUGGGGUUAAAUGUGGAGCCUGCUAAAGCCUCAGACCCAGACCAAGACCAGGACCAGGACCAAGACCAGGACCCGGUCUGGACUCGGACUAAACCAGGGCUCUGCUGCUCCAGGAAGAGACGACAUGUCUGACACAGAGGAACAGAUCGACGCUCAGGACGAGGUGGUGGAGGUGGAGGUGGCUCCAGAGGCCGAGCCAGAACCAGAAGAAGAACCAGAACCAGAACCAGAGGAAGAAGAAGAAGCAGAGUGUGAGCCAGAACCUGAGCCAGAACCUGAGCCAGAACCUGAGCCAGUAGAAGACGCCUAUGAGGAGGAAGCAGACGAAGAUCAGGAUGAAGAAAAGCCCAAAUUUAAACCCUCAGCUCCUAAGAUCCCCGAUGGAGAGAAGGUGGACUUUGACGACAUCCAGAAGAAGCGUCAGAACAAAGACUUGGUGGAGCUGCAGAGUUUGAUCGACGCACAUUUUGAAUGUCGCAAGAAAGAAGAAGAAGAACUGAUUGCUCUGAAAGAAAGAAUUGAGAAGCGUCGUGCUGAACGAGCCGAGCAGCAGAGGAUCAGAGCUGAGAAGGACAAAGAGCGUCAGGCCCGAAGAGAGGCUGAGCGAAUGAGGAAAGAGGAGAUGGACCUCCAGAAACGCCACGACGACGAAGCCAAAAAGAAGAUUGCCCUCACCAACAUGGGCUCUGGCUACAGCAGCCACCUGCAGAGGGUGGAGGGGAAGCGAGGAAAGAAGAAGCCGACAGAGAGAGAGAAAAAGAAGAAAGUUUUGUCGGAGAGAUGUAAACCUCUGAACAUCCAGGACUUCAGUGAGGACAAUCUCAGGGACAAGGCAAAGGAGCUGUGGGAGUGGUUACACAGCCUGGAGGCCAUAAAGUACGACUACCACGAGCGCCUCAAGAGACAGAAGUACGAAGUCAUCUCCCUGAGAAACCGCAUCGACGAGCUGCAGAAACACAGCAAAAAGGGCGCCGCCUCUCGCCGCAGGAAGUGAUGUCACCUCGCUGCAGGAAAUGACCCCGUGAUGACCUUUCAGAAUCAUGUGUUCGAGUUUGAGCUGAAGAAUAAAACUAUGAACCGCU